GACGAGAAUAGUAGACAGUUUUUUUUUCUCAACUUCCAACGAACAAACCCCAGAAUGAAAGGAAUUGCCUUUUCAACACUAAAUCAAUGGUGCCCUCAACCCAAGAUAAACCCUUCUUCAAUUGAUCAAACAACAUCUUUCAACCCCAACCCACGAUUUCACUUCUACAACCAUCAAACCCCAUCAAGUAAAACAACGCCGUUUCCUUGUUUCGCCAUAAAUCGAUCUGAAACACCGGCUCAGUCAACCCCCCUUCCGAGCUCACCGCCUCUUGUUGUGGUGGGUUCGGCCAAUGCCGACAUCUACGUGGAGAUCGAUCGACUUCCCGCCGAGGGUGAGACCAUUUCAGCAAAGACAGGGCAGACCCUCGCCGGAGGAAAGGGCGCUAACCAGGCCGCUUGCGGCGGCAAGCUCUCUUAUCCGACUUACUUCGUGGGUCAAGUCGGUGAUGACGCCCAUGGAAAGUUGAUUACUGAGGCUCUUGAAAAUGGUGGGGUUUGUCUUGAUCGGUUGAGUACUGUGGAUGCUUCGCCCACUGGGCAUGCUGUGGUGAUGCUCCAAUCGGACGGUCAGAAUUCGAUCAUCAUUGUUGGUGGUGCUAACAUGAGUUGUUGGCCUGAUUCUCUUUCUGAUGAGGAUUCUGAGCUUGUUAGGAAUGCUGGGAUUGUUUUGCUUCAGAGGGAGAUUCCGGAUCCAGUCAACAUUCAAGUUGCCAAGGCUGCCAGAAGUGCUGGAGUUCCAGUAAUUUUGGAUGCUGGAGGAGUGGAUUCUCCAGUCCCACAGGAACUGUUGAAUUUAGUUGAUAUUUUUAGCCCAAAUGAAAGCGAACUUCGUCGUUUGACUGGAAUGCCAACUGAAACAUUUGAACAGAUUAGUCAAGCUGUAUAUAAAUGUCAUGAAAUGGGUGUUAAGCAAGUCUUAGUGAAGCUCGGGGCGAAAGGGUCUGCACUUUUUACAAAAGGAGAAGAACCAAUCAAACAACCAGUCAUAUCAGCUGAGAAAGUUAUAGACACUACAGGAGCUGGUGAUACCUUUACUGCAUCUUUUGCUGUAGCUUUUGUGGAGGGAAAAUCCAUGAAGGAAUGCUUGAGAUUUGCAGCCGCGGCAGCCUCGCUAUGUGUUCAAGUGAAGGGAGCCAUUCCUAGCAUGCCUGACAGAACAUCAGUUUUGAAUCUUCUUCAUUCUGGUUGAGUGGUAUUGAAUCCAAUGACUGGCACUCUAAAUUUUCAUCAUAAGCAAGCAUUGAUGCAAGCCACAACUAGUUCAUGACCAAGUUUCCAUUUGUCUUUAAUUAUGACGUGACCAAUAAAUAAACUGUCAUGUUAUGCUUGUAAAGAGACAAUGGAAUUCAACUUAAUAAAACGACCUUAACUCAACAA
Molecule: messenger RNA, 1379 nt
Organism: Humulus lupulus (European hop)
Lineage: Eukaryota; Viridiplantae; Streptophyta; Magnoliopsida; Rosales; Cannabaceae
Product: ribokinase
Exons: 4
Coding region: 55-1191 (378 amino acids)
Biological process (GO): D-ribose metabolic process
Molecular function (GO): ribokinase activity
Source: RefSeq, a predicted model, not a curated record